Messenger RNA from Styela clava, 1557 nucleotides. RefSeq lists its product as uncharacterized. Lineage: Eukaryota; Metazoa; Chordata; Ascidiacea; Stolidobranchia; Styelidae. The record is from RefSeq and is a predicted model, not a curated record.
AACACCCAUCAGUUCUAUUGUGGUGCCGCAUUCAAAUCAAACUACUUGUUGGUCCUUAACACCAGAGUUUAAUUAGGACUCCGACAGGCUAGAUUUUCAGAAUUGAAUAUGUCAAAUCGGGAGAAACAACGUCUCUUGCCCUUGUAAGCGCAGUGAUAAUUUGGAAACCUCUGCCCCUUGAGCCCAAUGCUGUGUCACGGUGAUGGUUGCGAUUUGCGGCAUUUACACUUUGCAGAGCUCGCAGCGCAUUCAGCAAAAGCUACCGUAUCGUAUAAUAAACGAAGGCGAAGCGGGAGGGACACGUUGCAGGCUUUCACUUUUUCAUAAUUCAGUAAUUACGGGAUGCUAAAAACGAGCUGCCAAGUUGUUCGAAUUUGCUCACGUUAUUGUCAGCGAGCGGAGCGACAAUUUUCAGAGGGUGUACUGAAUGGAUUUUUUGGAUCCGUAGGAAAUACACCACUCAUCAAACUUGAUGGAGUUAGCAAAGAAACGGGUUGCAAUAUCCUCGUUAAAGCAGAGUUUAUGAACCCUGGUGGAUCUGUGAAAGAUCGAGCAGCUCUUUUCCUAAUCAAAGAUGCACAAGAAAAAGGCAAUAUUAAAAAAGGUGGAACAGUAGUUGAAGGAACAGCUGGCAACACUGGAAUAGGACUCGCACAUAUAUGUAAUGCUUUGGGAUAUAAAUGUGUAAUAUAUAUGCCUGAUACACAGUCAAAGGAAAAAAUAGAACUGCUACUUGCAUUGGGGGCUGAUGUUCGACCUGUGCCUGCUGUUCCUUUUAAUAAUCCUGAUAAUUAUAAUCAUCAGGCCAAACGAUAUGCAGAUUCUCUUGAUAAUGCUGUAUGGACAAAUCAGUUUGAUAAUACCGCCAACAGACGAGCUCAUUUUGAAACAACUGGACCAGAAAUAUGGCGACAGACAGAUGGGAAAGUUGAUGCUGUAACAUUUGGAACUGGUACAGGAGGAACCAUGGCAGGUGUUUCAUCAUUUUUAAAGACGAAAAAUAAGAAUAUACAGACAAUUGUUUCUGAUCCACAGGGUAGUGUUCUAUAUAAUUGGUUUACAAAAAGAAAACUAGAAAGAUCAGAUGGUAGUUCAAUUACUGAAGGUAUAGGACAAGGAAGAGUGACUGAAAAUAUGAAAGGAGCUCCAAUUGAUGAUGCUAUCUGUGUCCUGGAUAAAGAUGCUGUGGAAAUGACAUUUAGAUUACUUCACGAAGAAGGUUUUUUUGUUGGUGCUUCUUCCGGUCUCAAUGUUGCAGGAGCUGUAGCAGUUGCUAAAAGGUUGGGCCCAGGCCACAAUGUGGUUACUUGUCUAUGUGACACCGGCCAACGUUAUUUUACAAGAUUAUUCAGUAGGCAAUGGCUGGAAGGCAAAGGUCUGGUAGAAUUCAUACCGGAAAAAUAUAGGAACUCCCUCAUUCCAUAGACAAUUUGGCGCUCCGGAAGUGUGUGUACCAAUAUGGAGGUAACUAAUUUUGUCCGCCUACUUUAAGUCAGGUUGUGUAAAGGGACUGGAACCUAUAGGCAGGGGUGAAUUUACUUGGCCAACACAAACAGU